Messenger RNA from Talaromyces proteolyticus, 2118 nucleotides. Its product is annotated as LMBR1-like membrane protein-domain-containing protein. The transcript has 2 exons. Gene Ontology annotation, cellular component: membrane. Lineage: Eukaryota; Fungi; Ascomycota; Eurotiomycetes; Eurotiales; Trichocomaceae. Bases 1 to 2118 code for a protein of 705 amino acids. The record is from RefSeq and is a predicted model, not a curated record.
AUGUCGUGGUUACCCUCGAACCUCUCCUCGGCCGCCUCAUCUCCGACACCCGUCGGAUCCGCCGUCUUUCUUGCGAUUUCCUUUUUCAUCAUUUGUAUUAUUGCACUAUUGCUCUUGCGACGCUUUUUAACCCUCCGUGCGACUCCCGGCUAUAUUAUUUUACCCGUAUUCCUCGCCUUGGUGCUUCCCGCCAGCGUCGUUCUGCUGGUGCCUGUUGACCUCACAUCCAGCUCGAGAGAUGGAGCUGGCCCCAAAGGAGUUUGGCUGCCGGAUCGAGCGAAUCUAGUCCUAUGGCGUAUAACAUAUUGGCUAAUUUUCUGUUUGACUUGGUUCAUUUUACCCCUCUUGGGUGAAUUCGUUGAUUCCGGUUAUCGCGAUCCUAAAGGUCGCUUACUUUACUCCCUACGUUCAAAUGCUCGAUAUCAGCUUAUUGUUCUCGGCUGUGGGAUUGUCGGCCUCAUAUAUGUUUCCAUCCAAGAGGGAUUCGAUUUUACUGCGAUUAGAGCUCUAGUAAUGGCAUUAGCUUAUAUGUGGGGCUUAAUAUUCGCCAUCUAUCUCAUGGGUCACGGUCUCGUUUCUAUUCCUCGCUCGAUCUUCCGUAAAUCAAACAACGCCAAUGCUUUGCGAAGAAUUGAAACCCGUGCUCCCAAAAUUCAUGAUCGGCUUACAGAUGCCGUGACCGAACUGGAAGAACUCGAGGGCCAGUUAGCACAGUUGCAACGGCGCAAAACUGGAACGGCACGCGACUACGAAGAGUGGAUAGAGGAGUUGGCCGACUAUUCGAGCCUUCCUGAUUCUCGUCCUGCGGCACUGCAUUCUGUUGCCGAAUCCACCGCCGUGCCUGCGAUUAUUACAGAGCGCUACCUAGCCGACCUUUCACGAAGACUCCAACGCGCACGGCAUCAAAAGGCUCGGUUUGUCGACGAAUGGGACCGCCUCGUGCACUCGGCCGCGGAUUAUCAAACAAUCUUGAACUCGACCGCAUCCAGAAAGCUCGACUUCGGCGUAAUCGGUUCUGACGCGGCGUCUCCAUCAAAGCGAGGAUUUCUCAGCCCUUAUACGCGAUACUUCCUUUAUAUUAAUGUCUUGCCGGUCCUCCGGCUUGUCGCUAGCGCUGUAUUUAGUGUCGCAUCAUUCUGUGUCGUCUGGUCUGAACUGAUCAAGCCUUUUGCUCCGCGAUUGUGUAUUAUCAGUCUUACCAUUGUCCCACAUCCAAAUGAUGCAGGCCAGGUUGGCUUUGGAGGCCAGAUUAUUUGCUCGUUGUGGCUAUUGUACAUGUGUACAGCAGCUCUGAAGGGCGUCAAUGAUGCUCAAGUUUGGGGCAAUCGUGCCCUAGUACGACGAAAUACGUAUGGUGAAAGCGCAUGUUGGUAUGCAGGGCAAGUUGCGCGUUUGACUGUGCCUCUUGCAUACAACUUUCUUACUUUUUUCCCUGAAGACAUUCGCGGCAAAACGACAUUCUACCGAUUUCUCGGUCAAUAUAUUGAUUUGACGUCAGUGAGCAAGGAGUUCGAUUAUUUCUUUCCCAUAUUCAUCCUUCUCCCAGUAUUCGCCACGACCUUCAACUUCUACGCCCGGAUUAAGAAAAUCUUCGGCUUUGGCAUGGUGGACGAGGAUGAUGAUGAUGGCGAGGCCAACCCCGGCGGUUUCGGGGUGGGUGGCUGGCGAGAAGGACGCGCACUCAUCGAACGCGAGCUGAUCGGUUUAGGCUCUUUGAGUCUGACCCAAAGCUCCGUCGACCCCGUGCGCAGUACCUCAUCCAGCACUGCAACUGCUGCUCGCCGCACCGCACCAACCACGAGCGCCCUCAGAGCCAGCGAACGGACAUCACGAACGGUAGGAACAACUAGCCCAGCAGACGCCGCUGCGGCUAGCCCUCUUAUUGGCGGGGAUGUCGAAGACGAAAACUUCUUCCAGUCCUUUGCCCAUCGAGUGCGGAAUACCUUCGAAACUACGUCCACGCCAAGGUGGCUACAGGGUGAUCUCUCGGGCUUGAGCAGGCCGAGAUGGUUAUCAGGUGACGGAGCAGCAUCGGAUAGUACCGGUCAGAAUAAUAAUAAUGGAAUUCUAGGUGGAUUUUUUGGCAGCCGGAAUACAAAUGGACAUGUACGAUUGUAA